This is a messenger RNA of Ceutorhynchus assimilis (cabbage seed weevil), 2501 nucleotides long. The record is from the annotation of a GenBank genome assembly. Lineage: Eukaryota; Metazoa; Arthropoda; Insecta; Coleoptera; Curculionidae.
GAAAAAAAAUAUAAAAGUUUUAAGAUGCGUCAAACAAACAUUAUUUUCUGAAUUAUGUAGGUACCUACUUGAAAAGAAAUGACUCUCGCUCAAAUUUAUUGUGUUGAUUACCUACCAAUUAUUGCUUUUAGCUUUACGAAUGUUAUAUUUUUCAUAUACACGCCUUAGGCAACGUGACUUGAACGCGUCGCCAUGACGUUUAUCCAAAAUUGCUCGGGUCACGUUGCAUCCGAUGUGGAUUUUGCAACAGGAAAAAUUUAUUCCGUGGGUUUAGUGUUGAAAAUUCGUAUUUUAUGAACACAUUAUUUAGUGUAUGUAUUAUUUUUUUUGGUAAAUUACGCGAUAGUUGUUGAUUUUUGUGAUUUAGAACUAUCGCAGUAGUGUCGUUGGUUAGUGUUAAGACUGAAUCACUCUAAAACUAUUGACCAUGUUAACAAUCACCCCGCAUAUAUGAGCGGUGGUGCUACAAUCGACACGGCAGCCCUGCAGGAGGGGAAGCAUGCAGUUCAUUGGUUUAGAAAGGGUUUGAGACUUCACGACAAUCCUUCUUUAAGAGAAGGCCUCAAGGGUGCCACCACGUUCAGAUGCGUGUUCGUACUCGAUCCCUGGUUUGCUGGCUCUUCAAACGUUGGAAUCAAUAAAUGGAGAUUCCUAUUGCAAUGUUUGGAAGACCUCGACAGAAGCCUCAGAAAACUCAACUCCAGGCUGUUCGUCAUCAGAGGCCAACCGGCGGACGCUCUUCCUAAAUUGUUCAGGGAAUGGGGCACUACGGCACUUACGUUCGAAGAAGAUCCGGAACCUUUCGGCAGAGUCCGCGAUCACAACAUUACGGCCCUUUGUAAGGAACUGGGGAUAACUGUCGUGCAGAAGGUGUCUCACACUUUGUAUCAGCUACAGCACAUUAUUGACAGGAACGGAGGUAAGGCUCCACUGACUUACCAUCAAUUCUUAGCGGUGAUUGCUUGUAUGGGUGCGCCACCAUAUCCAGAAGCUCCAGUAACAUCCAACACAGUAGAAUUAGCUCACACUCCUCUAUCUGAAGAUCACGAUGAACUUUAUGGGGUUCCCACGUUGGAAGAGCUUGGGUUCGAUACUGAAGGUCUGAAUCCGCCAGUAUGGCAGGGUGGAGAAACAGAAGCUUUGGCACGUCUGGAACGACAUUUGGAACGGAAAGCUUGGGUGGCAUCGUUUGGAAGGCCAAAAAUGACGCCUCAAUCUUUACUUCCAUCACAAACAGGGCUGUCGCCUUAUUUAAGAUUCGGUUGUUUGUCCACACGCUUGUUUUAUUAUCAACUUACUGAUCUUUACAGGAAAAUUAAGAAGGCAUUUCCUCCACUGUCUCUACAUGGUCAAUUGUUGUGGCGUGAAUUUUUCUAUUGUGCAGCAACGAAAAAUCCAAAUUUUGAUAAAAUGCUCGGCAACCCCAUUUGCGUCCAAAUUCCUUGGGACAAAAACGCCGAGGCUUUGGCGAAAUGGGCAAAUGGUCAAACUGGUUUUCCAUGGAUAGAUGCGAUAAUGACGCAACUGAGACAAGAAGGCUGGAUCCAUCAUCUUGCCAGGCAUGCUGUGGCUUGUUUUUUGACCAGAGGCGACUUGUGGAUAUCGUGGGAAGAAGGAAUGAAGGUGUUUGAAGAGUUAUUACUCGACGCUGAUUGGUCCGUUAACGCAGGCAUGUGGAUGUGGCUGUCUUGUUCCAGCUUUUUUCAACAAUUUUUCCAUUGUUACUGUCCCGUCAAGUUUGGACGAAAAGCUGAUCCGAAUGGAGAUUAUAUCAGAAAAUACCUUCCAAUUCUUAAAAAUAUACCAACUCAUUACAUCCACGAACCGUGGAUGGCUCCGGAGAACAUCCAAAAAGCUGCAAAAUGUAUUGUUGGAAACGAUUACCCUUUGCCAAUGGUUAAUCAUGUAUCCGUUAGCCAGGUGAAUAUUCAAAGGAUGAAACAGGUGUACCAGCAGCUGUCCAAUUAUAGGCCUCACGAUUCAUCGGCGACUUGUUCCACUAAUAUGAAAAAGGGACCUUACAAGGAAAAUUUUCACAAAGAACUUACUCUAAGUUAUAGAAAUUAACUACUAGUGUAUUUAGGCAUAGUGGUUGAGAAAACUAUAAUUUUUUUAAGCAGUUUUUAAAAGAUGGUGAUAUGAAAAAACCAAAGAAUCUUAUUUAUCUAUUUGUUUACCUUUGAAAUAAGAAAUAAAUGUCUACAUUAUUUGUCAAUAAUUUAGGUUUUUGCCUUGUUUUAUUUAAAUUUUUUUAAAAAUACUGUCCUCUUGUAAAAUAGAGGAUUCCAAACAGUUUGCUAUGAACGAAAUUCCAGAGAAAGAAAGAUUAGAGACUUUUAAAGGCGUUGAAGAAGACUCUGAUGGGAAAGAGAAGUGAAAAGCUUUGGAUCAUGAUAGAUUAUUCUUAUCCUAGAGAUUUUAAAACUAAACAUUUUAAAGAACUUUUGGGACUUAUCUUAGAGCGGAAUCAAAUUGAAAAAGUAUGAAACUCUUGACUUUUG